UCCAGAAAGCUGUAACUGCUCCAUAUUACAAGUCUGGUGUAACAACUGCAGCUGAGUGGUUAACGCUGCGCACAGCUCCUUCACCGUGGGCAGAGUUGGAGUUUGAAAACAUCGUCCUCACCGUACCAUCAGAUGCUAUUCGGGAUCUGGAGCGCCCCGACAAGGUGGCUGCUCUCUGGGAUGAAAUCAUGAGGGCCAUUGCAGAUCUGGCUGCCAAACCACACAAAUUUCCCCGCAAGGAGCGCUUUGUGACAGAUGUGCAGAUUUCUGCCGGCUGGAUGCAUGCAGGUUAUCCUAUCAUGGCACACCAUGCUUCAGCUGCUGAAUUAGUUGGUGUUAAAAAAAGUAAAGAACUGUGGGGUCCCAUCCAUGAGUUGGGACACAACCAACAGAGAAGCUGCUGGGAGUUCCCAUCACACACCACAGAGUGUACAUGCAACCUGUGGUCAGUGUAUGUGAAUGAAGAGGUGCUGGGUCUCAACAGAGCACAGGCUCAUGACGAGUUGCCUUUAGCAAAGCGAAAGAGUCGAGUAGAGAAAUACAUCAAGGGAGGAAGGGAACUCAGUGACUGGAAGCUGUGGGUUGCCCUGGAAACAUAUCUGCAGCUCCAGGAAAAGUUUGGCUGGGAUGCCUUCAAGAAGGUGUUUGCUGCGUACCACCGUAUGAGUGACAUCCCUGAUGACAACAACACAAAGAUGAACCUGUAUGCUGAGACUUUCUCUCAGACUGUGAAGAUGAACCUGACUGGCUUCUUUAAGGCCUGGGGCUGGCCAAUAGAAGCAGCCACUGAAAUGAAAAUGUCCAAGCUGCCUUACUGGAAUGAUCACCCCAUGACCCAGUACAGAUAAACCCAGUGCCACUGCAGACUACAAAAUAUUAAUGUUAGUUUUAAUGAGUGAAACUGUUCUUUUUUGGUCUUUUUUUAAACCACAUUAGUUAAAAAUAAACCAUAUAUGGAAUCUCAUUUUGACCUCAGAUGUUUCUGUACACUACGCCAGCCUCUUGGUUCCUUUGUUUUUUAGGCCUGUUACACAUAGAGCAAAAUUAACCUGUGUAAUUAUUUAGUACGCUCACUGGUGGUGGUUUGUGGUUAUGAUGGUGUUUUUGUGUGGUUUUUAGUGGAACUAGUAAUCAUGUUUUUGUAGUAAGUAUCACUUUAGUAUGUUACAUUAUAUGCAUGACACUUAAUAUGUAAACCAUUCACUGACAAAGUUUCAUGUCUGUAUUACACCAACAGGAUAAGACAGAACUGGAUUAGUUGUUUUCCCAUUGACUGAGAACUGAUACAUAGACUAAAUGACAGUAGUAUAAUGAUCCUAGUAAUCUUGAUUGUUUGUGUAAUUAAGUAAAAGUUUUGUCUAAUAGCAUGGAAUCAAUGCAGUUAAACUUAAAAAAAAAAGAAAGAAUUGAUGCCUACAUUUGUUCUGUUGUUGAAUGAUUGCGUUUGGCUGAACCACAGAUUCUGUGCAGUGAAUCUAAGAACAUUACAUGGACUGCUGGGUUAUAAAGUCAGCUCAAAGUUACGCUUUCUGUUUUACAGUGAACUGUUUAGUGCUGUUAGUGCUAUGUAAUGCUUUUACAUCAUACACUGCUGUUUGGCUGCAGCUGCUCAUGUUAAUGGCUUCUGUCAUUAAAUGUAAGGAGAGCCCCCACCCACAUCCAUCCAUCCUUCCAUCCAUCCAUCCAUCCAUCCGGGCACUUUGCAAUUCUAUGAUUAGAGCGAUGACUGAAAUGAAUUCAGUCUCACAGCAAGAAGGUCCUGAGUUCAAUUCCAUCAUCAGGCCAGGCUAUUUCUGUGUGGAGUUUGCAUGUUCUCCCUGUGUUUGCAUGGGUUCUCUCUGGGGACUGUGGCUUCCUCCCACAGUCCAAAGACAUGCAGUUAGUAGGUUUAAGUUAAUUGGUAACUUGCCCAUAGGUGUGAAUUUGUUUGCAAAUGGUGUUUGCCCUGUGACAGACUGCUGACUUGUCCAGGGUGUACCCUGACUCUUGCCCUCAGACAGCUGGGAUAGGCUGUCUGAGGGCAGUAAAUAACAGUAAAUAAAUAUGACCACUCUAUCCUGUCAAAAGCCUGACGAGCGUCAAGUGACAAUAAUGCUGUAUCUUUAGCAUCAAAUUUCUCAUGAAUUAUAUUUAGAACCCUUCUUAUAUUGUGAAACCCUUGACGUUUUGGCACAAAGCCAUUUUGAUCAUUAUGAACUAAAUGUGAUAUAUAGGGGUCUAAUCUCCUUGCUAAAACUUUACAUAGUAUUUUAGUGUCAACCCCCAUCAGACUUAUUGGUCUAAAUGAUGAACACUCUGCAGGGGGUUUGCCAGGUUUCAGUAUCAAAGUAAUCAUUGCUUGUCUCAGAGUGGGUGAGAGAGCUUCAUUUUGAUACGCUUCUUCAGACAUGUUAAAAAGUGGAAUUAAUAAUUUGUCUUGAAAAGUUUUAUAAAAUUCAAUCGGAAAGCCAUCUGGCCCAGGUGCUUUACCACUGUUAAUGCUUUUGAUAGCCUGUGAUAUCUCUUCAGUAGUUAGACGUCUGUCUAAUUCCUGCUUUGUGUUUUCUGUUAGCGUCUGAAACUGAAGUUGAUCUAAGAAUAUGUCCUGUUCUUCUGAGGUUUGAGCACAUUCUGAUUUAUGCAAUUUUUCAUAAAAUUCUCUAAAGCUGU
This is a messenger RNA of Haplochromis burtoni (Burton's mouthbrooder), 2649 nucleotides long. RefSeq names its product TRPM8 channel-associated factor homolog. The transcript is spliced from 5 exons. The annotation marks the transcript as partial. NCBI's taxonomy places the organism in Eukaryota, Metazoa, Chordata, Actinopteri, Cichliformes, Cichlidae. The record is from RefSeq and is a predicted model, not a curated record.